AGCACAUGUUACAUGUUUGUGUACACUAUAAAUGGACCAAAUCUGGGAUAAUGAUAAUGGAGUGUAUGGGGAGUGAUUUUAUGAAAUAAAACUAGCCAGGGAAAUUAACCAAAAAGUCACCCUGAGAUAUAAGAAUACAGGGGCAUCCCAGGAAGACAAUGGCCUCCAGAUACUGGCAUCUCCUGUUGUCCCUAUUGUCAUUGACAAUCGUCCUUCAGAACUGCUUCGUGAAUGUCGACUUGACGCGUCAGAGCACCCAGUGCCUCGACAGACUCCGAGAGGCCGGGGAAUCAGGAGAGGGGCUUCGAGAACGACUCCGAAACGCGACUGAAGACCUAGUGAAACGGCAACAGGUCACUGAUGAAGAAAUCCAAACGGCAAGAGGAAAGCUGUUCAAACUUCUGAAGGAGCUACACGGGGAAAGAGAUCAUCUGAAAUUUGUUACGAGGCUAAUGGAGCAAGCUUUAGAAAAGAAACGACUCGAGAGAGAAGAGAAAAAGGAUAAUACUACUAAAAAUGCGAAAUUACUUGCGGAAAAAGAAAGACUAGUGCGGGACUUAAAGGAAGUUAAACGCCUGCUUAGGAUUGUCCAGGAGAAGGGGAACAUCGAGGAAAACGGAGGGGCUGGAGCUGAAGGGAACAAGACGGUGGCUGCAUGACCAGGGUGAGGAGGCUUAUGCCAUGGCAACAACAGUCAUCAAAGGUGCAGUGCUCGUGUAGCUAUUUGAAGGAUGUUGAAGGUAACAGCAUAAUGACGAGCAUUAUUGAACAUUGUGCCCACAAGCAUUCUCCCCGAAACGAAUGAUGUUACUAUUGCAAGACCAUUGCAUGCCCAUCUUCAACUCCCAUCACACUCAAACACGAUCUUACUACGUCGCCAAAAAAAUCAGGGGAGCGUGGCCAAUCAUGGGUGAGAUCGUGCACAUCGUAGUCAAACCUGAGUGGGAACUGAGAGCAACGUGGUGCGGGCUUCAUGGACGGGCGGGUCGUACCAAAAUUUCAAGCAUGCUCAAAUUUUACGAAGCAGAGUCGCAAUGGCUAAAAUCGCAGUGACAGCAUAUCAACAACCCAGUAAAGUCGGCAUACACCUAUAUGUAGUCUUGGCGUAUCAGCAUCGUAGUGGGAUUUUCACUGACGUGGUAAAAGCGCACCUCAACCGGGGAAAAAUUUCCACCAGCACCAGUUCAGCUUGGGCAUCCAGCAUAGUAUGUUGUUCUUGGAGGAGAACAAGUUGCAGAAGAGGAGCAUCAUGUCCAUUCAUCUUGGCGACUGAGAAAGAACUGAUGGCGUGCACUGUUUCAGCCAACAUAGGAAAUGCUCGGAAUUAAACAUCACCGAAAUUGUAUUACUAUCGCACCGUGAACUUUGAAGUCGUAGCACAAUCGUAUCGAAGUCUUCAAUUACAUCGUGGAACGAUCUGAUUGCAUGUGAGCCGAGUCGGGACUCACGUUUAGUUUAAUCGUUCCGAGAAUGCAAUCGUGCCCGCAACGGAGUGAUAACCUAGAGUAUCUUAAAAGAACAAUUUAUCGCCCAAUUUUCCAAGUUUCAUCCCGUCCUAGCUUUGUUUUACUGAAAUCUUACAACGCGGUCUCGUUUAUAUAGUGGGGGCACUGAUUGGUUACUGAAGAAUGUUCUACAUGGCUGUACGUGUACAUGUGUGCCGGGGAAACGCUAUAGGUAGCGAAGGACCUUCAUAUUUCCAUAAUGUGGGGUCACAGACCUGCAUUUGAUGGACAGCUGCGAAACGAAGCUGCUCGUCAGUGUGCUGAGGUGAAAAACUGUGAUAUGUUUCUUUAAGAAACUCCACAGCUGUUCAAUUGCCUGAUAAAAAAGGGUGGACCUCAUGUUUAUCAUAAAAGCUACAACAUAUUCGUGUUGUAUUUAGAUGAAGCCAGAAGGCUAAUAUAAAUCAAACCGACAUGUUAAAUAUGACGCCCAUGUGGAAUUUCUUCAAACCGUCCUGACACAAAUUUUGGAAUUCGCCACAAAUCUGCGAGUAUUAAAACCAUAACAUUCAUACUUGAAUUUCUAUCCUUUCAAAUCAAAUACAACCUGCUCUGAUUAUUUCUAAGAUUUAAAAAGUGUUUUUGCAUGUCUUUCCUCUUAGUGAUCAACUUCAAGCUUCAAACUUUGGGGAAUGAUUUUGUGUAGUGUUAUUAUUCCAAAUGCAACAUUUAAGUUUCAAACUUGUCAACUGUCAAACUCAAGUAAAAAAAUGGUGACAACACGAUUUUAAACGGUAGCAAAUGUUAGAUAUCUUGAAACUACAGACUAACUUAUUUCAACAUGGCUAAAAUAAUGACAGAAAAGAAAAUGGAAACAACUGUUCCCAAUGCCCGUUUACUGAUCAUUUAUUUCUGAACACCAUGUGUCACCCAUAAGCAUAAUAGAGAUGGACUCGAGACUUUUUUUUUUGUUCCUAUAUAUAACAGGUGGUAUUGCAAACAUACAUUGCGCCAAUUAAGUUCUAUGUAAAUUAUACAUGUGGCCUGGGGGCAUAUGGCACAGGGGGGGGCAUGUGGCCCGGGGGGGGGAUGUGGCCCGGGGGAGCAUGUGGCCAAGUGGUUAGGGUCUGUGGCUUCCAAUCAUAGGGUUGGAGGUUCGAAUCCAGCUGCAGGCAGUAUGU
Molecule: messenger RNA, 2626 nt
Organism: Acanthaster planci (crown-of-thorns starfish)
Lineage: Eukaryota; Metazoa; Echinodermata; Asteroidea; Valvatida; Acanthasteridae
Source: RefSeq, a predicted model, not a curated record